CAAUAGGUGGAAGCUCUGGUAAACAGAGUGCUCUCUUGACUGUAUUGUAGCUGUUACUGACUGUUGGUGGAGGAUUACUACCAAAUCACAUUGAGACACUGAGCCAACUUUCAGAAGGACCUGGAAAGAAAUAUCCUCUGGAACCUGGAGCUCAAGCAUGAUGAAGUCUACAUCCUCUUCUUUUUCUGGGUACUUUGUGGGUAUUCUUCUCCUACAAGUGAUGACAUCAGCAUCAGAGAAGUGGACAGUGACUAUUCCCACGGUUCAUUUGGUGGCUAGAGUAGGAGGACAGACUGAGCUUAGCUGCCAGCUAUUCCCACCACAAAGUGCAAAACACAUGGAGGUGUCCUGGUUCAAGGGUGACCAUUCCAAGCUUGUUCACCUAUACAGAGAUGGCCGUGAAGUGAAAGGGGAAGCCGCCCCAGAAUAUGUGGAUCGCACAGAGUUUGUGAGAGAGGCCAUUGGGGAGGGCAAAGUGACUCUCCGACUUCAUAAUAUCCGCGUUUCUGACAAUGGAACUUACCAGUGUUCAUUUAAGGAGGGCAACUUCAGCAAUGUGGCAAGCAUGGACCUGAAUGUAGCAGCAUUAGGCUUGGAGACACAGAUCCACAUUCAGGCUCCUAGAACUGAUGGGCUUAUGGUGGAGUGUAACUCAGGAGGCUGGUUCCCACAGCCCCAGAUGGUGUGCAGAGACAGCAAGGGAGAGGUAAUUCCACAUUCAUCACAAUCCUAUUCACAGGUUGGAGCUGGAUUAUUCCACAUCAAGAUGACUCUUCUCCUCAGUUACAAAUCACAGGGUGAUAUGAUUUGCUACAUUCACAACCCUCUGUCAAAUGAAGAAAAACAAAUAAAUAUCAUCUUAGCUGGUGAGUGUUUGUCAGGGUUUGGUUGUCAAUAA
Messenger RNA from Myotis davidii, 898 nucleotides. Its product is annotated as selection and upkeep of intraepithelial T-cells protein 8. The transcript has 4 exons. NCBI's taxonomy places the organism in Eukaryota, Metazoa, Chordata, Mammalia, Chiroptera, Vespertilionidae. Gene Ontology annotation, cellular component: external side of plasma membrane. Bases 158 to 898 code for a protein of 246 amino acids. The record is from RefSeq and is a predicted model, not a curated record. Gene Ontology annotation, molecular function: signaling receptor binding. Gene Ontology annotation, biological process: T cell receptor signaling pathway; regulation of cytokine production.